UUUUGAAAUCUGCUUUAGUUAUGAAAUGUCUUGGGCCGGGACUGAAGAGAACCAAGAAAUGUUCAACAAAGAGCAUCAUGAAAAGAACUUGCAGUUAGUGCUUCAUUAUGCAUUAAAGUGGAAGAUCUACCAAUAUGUCAUCUUUUAUUUAAGAAGCCAACCUUCUUCAUCUUCCUCCGCAGGGACCAGUAGUCCUUCCUCUUUGCUUACCGUUGGCUUGUUUAUCUUGGCUCUGCAAUGGACAGACGGAGGAGCCUUCCCCACAAUACCACUCUCCAGUCUGUUUACCAAUGCUGUGCUAAGAGCACAGCAUCUCCAUCAGCUUGCAACGAAUACCUACAAGGAAUUUGAGCGAUCCUAUAUCCCAGAAGAACAGCGAUACUCCAUCAAGAAUUCUCAGACUGUAUAUUGUUACUCAGACACUAUCCCUUCACCCACGAGGAAAGAGGAAACCCAACAAAAAACAGAUACGGAACUGCUGAGGUUUUCGCUGAUUCUCAUUCAGUCCUGGCUAAAUCCUAUACGGUUUCUAAGCAGGAUGUUUACGAACAGUCUUGUGUUUGGGACCUCAGACAGAGUCUAUGAAAAACUCCAAGAUUUGGAGCAAGGUAUCCAAGUUCUUAUGAGG
Pseudonaja textilis is the source of this 628-nucleotide messenger RNA. NCBI's taxonomy places the organism in Eukaryota, Metazoa, Chordata, Lepidosauria, Squamata, Elapidae. The record is from RefSeq and is a predicted model, not a curated record.